UAACUUUACAACAAAAUGUAUCUUAAGGCAUUCUUACGAUAUCGAUAUAAAUACUGCAGCAGAAGAUUCAACUCCCGAGCUCCCUCAAAUUAUGUUUUCAGGUAUAAAAUAGAGUGGAAACAAGAAAUAACCUCUACAUACAUGUCACCUGACUUAGACGCGAUUUUGGGCUCUCUUUAAUUCUUGGAUGGCGAAAUUGUCAUCAAUACAUGUACGGUUGCUUCGACCCGGUGAGUUUUAAAGAGAAUAUCCAUCGCCAUUCCGCUUUCAUGGUCACAGAUGCUUGCAACUUGUCGGCAUCGCUACUCAAAAGACUGCUCAAAAUCCACAGACAGCCAUCACUGCUACUAUAGCAUAGAGAUCUUUAUAAAACAACCCGCCACACACGACCACUCGACCACUCCGCCAUUUUUUGACCACGUUGAGCCGACGCUAUUACGCCAUUAGCGGUAUUGAAAAGGAAGCGGCUCAGUAGGUAGUUCAUGUAUAGUAAUACAAAUUUUACCGCAUAAUAUCGUCAAAGAUGGCGGCAUGUUUUGUAGUGGCGUUUGAAAGAAAUCUAUAUGUUACAGCAGUAGUGAUGGCUCUCCCUGAAUUUUGAACGGCGUUUUGAAUAGCUAUCUCGACAACCCGUUGACUUCUCUAGCGAUGAAAGCGGGAUGGUAAUGGAUAUUUUUUCUGUUGAAACGUGCGUCGAAGUCAACGGAGGAUGGACUGAACAUUUUGAAAGGGCAUCAAAAUCCAAGAAUCAAAGAGAGGGCAAAAUCGCGUCUAAGGGACCUGUAUGAAGUAGUUAUUUCUUGUUUCCAUUCUAUUUUACAUCUGAAAACAUACUUUGAGGGAGCUCGUGAGUUGAAUCGUCUGCUGCAGUAUUUAUAUCGAUAUGCAUAUUUAGUGUCAAAUGGCCAUUUUUGCCGGGGGUCCUCCUAACUUGAAGGGAAUAAAAUAUUUUGACCUACUUUUUGUGCAACAAUAAUUGACUCACCAAACUCAAACUUUGUGCCAAGUUUGAGCGAAAUCGGUGAUUUUAGCUGUAUCACCUGCUGCCUGGUUCUGCCUGGUUUUCUCGUGGACACACUCUUAACGUUAUUAAUGCCGGGCUGUUGAUGAAAGCUUUUGUCCCUUUUGCAGAUGCUAUCAAUCCCAUUCAAUCCUUACACCUGGGACAGUACUAAGCAAAGAGUCAACUCUCAUGUCUUAGCUCUAGACUUAAAAGAUGAAACACGCAAGCUGAUCAAAGUAUCAAAUCUCUCAAACAACGUUAUCAUCGUUGAACCAUUACAAAACCAGAUGGUUUCCUUCGAAAAUGGGCAGUAUUUCACCCAGAAUGAUAAUCUGCAUUUUCACGUAAUUGAUGUUAAGUACGAGAAUACCCUGAUAAUGCUGGAAAUCACGCCUACUGAGGCAAAUACAAAUCUGUAUGUAUACCUGCGAUAUGGUCAGCGGCCAACCACCCAAGUGCAUGACCUCAAUGCCACUGUCUCGAAGAGCGAAAAGUGUGUUUGGUCACCGGGUGCGCAUGGCAGAAAGGAUGGCAAAACUAAAUGUUCCCAGCUAACGAGUCCAAUAGAAACUCUCGCCAAGCGACCAGGGAAGUACUUUCUUGGAGUGCAAGGCUAUAACAGAAGUGGAACAAACUCUCACAAGAGGGACAAAAGAUCAUGUUUCGGAAAUAGACGACAAAAGCGUUCAUGUGUCGAGGUCAAGGAUCCCCCUCCCACUUCCCCUCAGGACGAAAAUGUCACUGUGGUGCCAGUAUACGAUUCUAAAUCGGAUCAAAACUAUACUCUGAGGGUUGCCCUUGGGAGCUGUGUCUUCUGGUCAGAGGACAGAGAAAAGUGGAUAACAGAGGGCUGUCGGGUUUUAUCAGCAACAUACAACGCAUUUAUUAAUUGUUCCUGUAAUCAUCUGACUUCAUUUGGAGGAGCUCUUUUGAUUAAACCGAAUCCCAUUGAUUUUGACAAGGUCUCAGUGGAGUUCAAGGAUCUCGAAGAAACUGGGAAUGUUGUAGUUAUUGUGAUGAUCUCUGUAGUUCUCCUGUGUUAUAUUGUCGUGCUGGUUAUCGUCAGAAAAGCGGAUCAAAAAGACGCCAGAAAUGUAAGCAUCGAUUAGGACAGUUUAUUUCGAUAGGGUGCAUAAUUACAGUCAGGGCUGUAGUCUUCCUUAUGGCCCUAUAUAACAUGACUUAUUACAGGAAGUUUAACCAUAUCGAUUUAUAAGAAUUAAUGUUGGGUUCAACUGUAAAAUCCGCUGUUUUGAACAUUUUUACAAACUUGCCGGGUUCUACCCUGGAAUCCAACGAUUUCAGUUCAACAAUUUUGGAAUUUGUACAAAAGCAGCUUGUAAAAAAAUUGUUGUAAAUUUAAGCACACCGGGCUAGCAGAGGCUUGAAGCUGCACCCUCGGAGAAACUUUUCGCUCUUUUAUCCGAUGCAGCUCAAACUUUGCAGUGAUAAAACUUUUAAUUUCAAACAAUCGUAUGGGGUUUUUUGUUAUUACUUAAAUAAUUUUUCCCUGUUAAGGCCCAAAAUGUAGUUAAUUCGGAUAGAACUCGUUAAGAUAAAGUGAAAUGCGAAAAACUUAUUGAAAAAGACAUGAUGAUAGAUGCGAAUGCAGCCAUAACACUACUGG
This is a messenger RNA of Orbicella faveolata, 2630 nucleotides long. Its product is annotated as polycystin family receptor for egg jelly-like. NCBI's taxonomy places the organism in Eukaryota, Metazoa, Cnidaria, Anthozoa, Scleractinia, Merulinidae. The record is from RefSeq and is a predicted model, not a curated record.